AUGGGCAUAGAUACUGGUGUGGGCCAAGUUCCUUAUGACCUGGUCUCGCGUAGCCAGACCCGCCAUCCCAUUCCGGAGGCAUUAAGGGUGGGUCUGGCUACGCAGGAGCUAGAGUGGAGUAUACCAGAGCAGACCUUGUGCUUUUUGCUUUUGUUGAAUGGUCAGACCAUAGAUAUCUAUGUUAAUUGUGAAGGCGACCGGCUAUGGGAUGUUAGGGUGGACCCAAUGCUACAGGUAUAUGAUGGGGAACGUUGGAAGCAUAUUUGUUUUUAUGGUGAAAGGAUGGCUACAGCUCAUGUUGCAUGUCGACAACAAGGAUACACUAAUGCUACUAGUUUAAUUCAGUUUCUAAUGAGGUCUGAUCAAAUAGUUACUUGCCCAACAGUUUCAAAUUACUUUUUGUAUGGUGAAACCAACAUUAUGCAUUGUAACAUGACUUAUUUUGGGAAUCCAUUCUAUUUUGAAACAAAUUUUUUGCUGUGUUAUACCUAUAUAAUUGUAGAUAAUGAUACAAUAAAAGAGACUAAUCCUUACAAUGGUCAAAUACAUCUUCAUAAGCAGACAGAAACUGAUUCACCAGCUGAUGGUGUAGUUGAAGUUUAUCUUGAUAAACACUGGUAUCGUGUGUGUAGCAAUAACUUCACUAAAACAGUAGCUGAUUCAAUAUGUAGACAGUAUGGAUACACAGGACAUGAAUCUUGGACUACAGUAGAACUUGUUUAUUUAGUCGACAGUGUUAUAGUCACAGAAUACAUAUGUACUCAACAAACUGGUUCUUUUCAAUGUUUUUCUCAUUGUAUAUCAAGCAAUUAUAGUAUUGGUAGCUGUCAAAGUCAUGUGGCAGUAACAUGCAGCUUUGAUAUCUAUGCAAAGUAUUUAACAAGUGGGUCUCGAAGUCAAUGUGCUUUGGAUGAGGACAGUCAUGGUGCUUUGGAUAAUUGUAGUCAUUGCGCUGGGGAUGAGUCAGAGUGCAGUCAUUUUGAAAGCUUACUUCAAACUUACAGAACUAUUACAGGAGCUCUCGUUCCUCUGUUUUUAUUCAGUGUCCUCGUAUUAUUGAUUAUAGCCUUUUGGUUCUGUUGUAAAAAGAAAUGCUGUCAUUGCUACAAAAAAUAUGAUGAUCUUGAUUAUGUUAAAUACAAAGUAGAUCAUGGUCUUAGAAAUGCAUAAUCAAUGAGGUGUGAAUUCUUAACUUAUAGAUCUAGCUAUAUUCACAGACCACAAUAUAUUUUUCAGAUUAUUAUUAUUAUUAUUAUUAUUAGUUUUAUGCAUAGACAGUAUCCAUGGCUCUACAUGUAUGCUCUAUUUUUAUUUUUUGUAUUAGUAUUAGUUUAAUAAAAUACUGUUGAGAGAAGGUUAUGACAAUAGUUA
This is a messenger RNA of Amphimedon queenslandica, 1371 nucleotides long. RefSeq lists its product as uncharacterized. Bases 1 to 1170 code for a protein of 389 amino acids. Lineage: Eukaryota; Metazoa; Porifera; Demospongiae; Haplosclerida; Niphatidae. Gene Ontology annotation, cellular component: membrane. The record is from RefSeq and is a predicted model, not a curated record. The transcript is spliced from 7 exons.